UACAACCCUGUCACUCUCACUGUUAUAAAAGGCGCAACGUUCAGCUGGCUGCACGCAAGCAAAAAUAACAAACAAAAAUUAUUUGUUUCAAUUAUUGACAAUAAUAAGUGUUUUAUGUUGAUAAAAUUGGUUUGCAAUGAGCGCGCCUGCUAAGAACAACGGCACCGGCUUGGAAGACGUUAAUAUACCCGGUCAGGCGUUUCUGAGAGAAGCUCUCACCUCAUGCACGGAUCCCUUGAAAGCAAUUGAGAGUUUUCAAUUGGAAAAUGGAGUUUUAUUGCCUUCGCUACGCCCAAUGCUGCCUCUGCUCGAUCUGCACGGCGUGCGCCGCCUGGACUUUCACACAUCACUUAUGGAGGAGCUACGCGACAAGCUGAUUGCCCACAUUAACGAACUGAACCAGAAAGAUCCGCGCGAGCGCGAAAAAAAGCUAAAGGAGCUGCUUGUCAAGAGUUUCCCGGUGGUGCGUGUGAAAUAUCUGCGUCCUGUGGUCAUGGCCAUACUGCGCAACACUCAGCACAUCGAUGACAAGUAUCUGCGCAUCUUGGUGCGAGAUCGUGAACUAUACGCGGACACGGACACCGAAGUGAAGCGACAGAUUUGGCGUGAUAAUCAAUCGCUAUUCGGAGACGAGGUGUCGCCGCUGCUCUCCCAAUACAUACGUGAAAAGGAGCAUAUUCUCUUCGAUCACACGAAUCUCAAUAAUCUGUUCUUCCAGCCCACACCAAAAGUGCGACGCCAUGGCGAAGUUGUGCAGAAGUUGGCCAAUAUGAUUGGCAACAGCGUCAAGUUGUACGACAUGGUGCUUCAAUUUUUGCGCACACUCUUCCUGCGCACCCGCAACGUUCACUAUUGCACGCUUCGAGCUGAGUUGUUGAUGGCACUACACGAUCUGGAGGUGCAGGAGAUCAUCUCGAUUGAUCCAUGUCACAAGUUCACCUGGUGUCUUGAUGCCUGCAUCCGCGAGAAGAAUGUGGAUAUUAAACGUUCGCGUGAACUCCAGGGAUUCCUUGACAAUAUCAAGCGUGGACAGGAGCAAGUCUUGGGUGACCUUUCAAUGACACUUUGUGAUCCGUAUGCCAUAAAUUUCUUGGCCACGUCCGCCAUCAAGAUACUGCACCAUCUGAUCAACAACGAGGGCAUCCCGCGUGAGAAUCAAGUCCUUAUACUGCUGCUGCGGAUGCUUGCUUUAGGAUUGAGUGCCUGGGUCAUGAUUGAUUCCCAAGACUUCAAGGAGCCCAAGCUUGAUGGCCAGGUAGUGACAAAGUUUCUACCGGCGUUGAUGUCGCUCAUGGUGGAUGAUCAAUGUCGUAGUCUGCAUGGCAAGCUGCCGCCGGAUGAGCGUGAGUCGGCGCUGACCACCAUUGAGCAUUCGGGUCCAGCUCCCGAUGCUGUCCAGGCUUACAUCCAGGAGAGUGCAGUGGCCAGCAUUCUGGCCAUGUAUUAUACUUUGCAUUCGGCGCGUGCCAAGGAUCGUGUUGGUGUACUGCGUGUUUUGGCCAUUUUGUCAGCCUGCAAAGAUGAUCGUGCCUAUGAGGAUCCUUUUUUGCAUUCGCUGAUAGCGCUGUUGAUUCCUAUGAGUGAUGAGUUUGCCACUGAAGAUUUCUGCACCACGCUGUUCGAUGAGUUCAUAUUCGCUGGCUUGACACGCGAGAAUGUGACCUCGCGACAUAUGCUGAAGUUGCUGUGGUACGUCCACAACAAGUUGCCUGUGGGACGCCUUGGAACAUUGAUGAAGGCGAUGCAACCGACGACAGCGCACAACGAACACAUUCACAAACUGUAUGAAACGCUACAGGAGCGCAUUGGCACAGCGACUACGGGAGGAGAAACGCCCGUAGUGGAGCUGCCGCCCGAAGAAUUCGAUUCGCCCUUAAAGAGCGUUCCAACACCAGGACCACACUAUAGUGCCCAAUAAUUUAAGUUAAACUUAAUUUUAUUGCCCUAGUCUCUGUCGCAUCUGUUUUCUCAACGAAGCUGCUAUAUUUUAUGACAAUUUUGUACUCUUUUUUUUUCAUAUUUUUAAUAAUGUAAUUGAU
Molecule: messenger RNA, 2039 nt
Organism: Drosophila nasuta
Lineage: Eukaryota; Metazoa; Arthropoda; Insecta; Diptera; Drosophilidae
Product: negative elongation factor B-like
Biological process (GO): negative regulation of transcription elongation by RNA polymerase II
Cellular component (GO): nucleus; NELF complex
Source: RefSeq, a predicted model, not a curated record